Rotaria socialis is the source of this 267-nucleotide messenger RNA. The record is from the annotation of a GenBank genome assembly. NCBI's taxonomy places the organism in Eukaryota, Metazoa, Rotifera, Eurotatoria, Philodinida, Philodinidae.
AUGUCUACAACAGCAACUGAAAUAAGUCAUUCCAAUUGGUUUACACGAUCAAUAUUUCAUCAUAAUGAUACUUUAAUUGUACUUAGACUUCUACGUGAUCUACAGUACAAACAAACGCCUUUAUCUUGUCUAAAUAUUUGGUGUCUCAUAUUAAUUGUUCAUAAAUGUCAAAAUCAACCAGUAAACUCAAUAUUGACACUUUUUCCUGCUGUAUUUACUUAUAUGAGUAAUGAUAUUCUACUGUCGAAUGAAAUUACUUCAGAUUGA